This is a messenger RNA of Ochotona princeps (American pika), 3121 nucleotides long. RefSeq names its product cAMP responsive element binding protein 1 (gene CREB1). Gene Ontology annotation, molecular function: protein binding; cAMP response element binding; DNA-binding transcription factor activity, RNA polymerase II-specific. Gene Ontology annotation, biological process: regulation of transcription by RNA polymerase II. Gene Ontology annotation, cellular component: ATF4-CREB1 transcription factor complex; nucleus. NCBI's taxonomy places the organism in Eukaryota, Metazoa, Chordata, Mammalia, Lagomorpha, Ochotonidae. The record is from RefSeq and is a predicted model, not a curated record. Bases 554 to 1579 code for a protein of 341 amino acids. The transcript is spliced from 9 exons.
CUUUAAUGGUCCUCACAAUGGACACUUGUUUGAUUUCUUGCUAUUGUAAAAAAAAAAUUCUCUAGUGAAUACCCUUGAACAAUCUUUGUCAACAAGUCUGUAAUAUGAGUCUGUUAUUGACUAAUAGUAGUUGUAUAUUUUGGGUGUUACUGUGCUGAUUAUGUGUAAUAGAUGUUUUUCCCAGUGUACUUACUUUGCUGGUUUUAUGAUUGUUCUAAAUAAUAAUGUAAUUAGUUUCUUAUUUUUUUUUUUCCUUUGUCAUCUGUGUCUAAUGGUUUUCUGGUAAUUCUAACCUGUUCAUUUCCAUAGAGAUAUUUUCACUUCCAUUUUUAAUUGCCACAUGUAGAACACUUUGUUCCAUAGAAUUCCAUAGUGAGUGUUACUAUGUAAAGCAUUGUAAUAGUAUGUAAUGAUUACAAAAGGAUAGGUGACCAUUUUGAUUGUGAAUUUCAGAAUUCUGAAAUAAAUGUAAUGUAUUCUGGAAAAGCUUUUGGGUUUUCUUUAUGGAAUCACUUAGGUAUUCCCUGUGAAUUCAGUGUUAACAGGUAACUAAAUGACCAUGGAAUCUGCAGCAGAGAACCAGCAGAGUGGAGAUGCAGCUGUAACAGAAGCUGAAAACCAACAAAUGACAGUGCAAGCCCAGCCACAGAUUGCCACAUUAGCCCAGGUAUCUAUGCCAGCUGCUCAUGCAACAUCAUCUGCUCCCACGGUAACUUUAGUACAACUGCCCAAUGGGCAGACAGUUCAAGUGCAUGGAGUUAUUCAGGCGGCCCAGCCAUCAGUUAUACAGUCUCCACAAGUCCAGACAGUUCAGUCUUCCUGUAAGGACUUAAAAAGGCUUUUCUCCGGAACACAGAUUUCAACUAUUGCAGAAAGUGAAGAUUCACAGGAGUCAGUGGAUAGUGUAACUGACUCCCAGAAACGAAGGGAAAUUCUUUCAAGGAGGCCUUCCUACAGGAAAAUUUUGAAUGAUUUAUCUUCUGAUGCACCAGGAGUGCCAAGGAUUGAAGAAGAGAAGUCUGAAGAGGAGACUUCAGCACCUGCUAUCACCACUGUCACAGUGCCAACUCCAAUCUACCAAACCAGCAGUGGACAGUACAUUGCCAUUACCCAGGGAGGAGCAAUACAACUGGCUAACAAUGGUACCGAUGGGGUACAGGGCCUGCAGACAUUAACUAUGACCAAUGCAGCUGCCACUCAGCCGGGUACUACCAUUCUACAGUAUGCACAGACCACAGAUGGACAACAGAUCUUAGUGCCCAGCAACCAAGUUGUGGUUCAAGCUGCCUCUGGAGAUGUACAGACAUACCAAAUUCGCACAGCACCCACUAGUACCAUUGCCCCUGGAGUUGUUAUGGCUUCCUCCCCGGCACUUCCUACACAGCCUGCUGAAGAAGCAGCACGAAAGAGAGAGGUCCGUCUGAUGAAGAACAGGGAAGCAGCACGAGAGUGUCGCAGGAAGAAGAAAGAAUAUGUGAAAUGUUUAGAAAACAGAGUGGCAGUGCUUGAAAACCAAAACAAGACACUGAUUGAGGAGCUAAAAGCACUUAAGGACCUUUACUGCCACAAAUCAGAUUAAUUUGGGAUUUAAAUUUUCACCGUUAAGGUGGAAAAUGGACUGGAUUGGCCUCAACCAGAAAGACAAAAUAAACAUUUUAUUUUCUAAACAUUUCUUUUUUUUCUAUGCGCAAAACUGCCUGGAAGCAACUACAGAAUUUCAUUUGUGCUUUUGCGUUAAACUGUGAAUGUUCCAAUACCUGCCUCCACUUCUCCCCUCCAGAAACUGUCAGCACCAGGAAUCAUGAAGAGACUUCUGCUUUUCAGCCCUGCCCUCCUCAAGAAGUAAUGAUUGGUUUACUUGUAAAUUGAUGGGGGAAAUGAGAAAAAGAAAAUCUUUUUAAAAAUGAUUUCAAGGUUUGUGCUGAGCUCCUUGAUUGCCUUAGGGACAGAAUUACCCCAGCCUCUUGAGCUGACGUAACGUGUGGGCCGCAUGCGUAAAGUAAGUAAGGUGCAAUGAAGAAGUGUUGAUUGAUUGCCAAAUUGACGUUUCCACAUUUUCAUUGUGAAUUAUGUAAAAUGGUUAGGAGAUACACCCUCUAAAAAAGAAAUGUUAGGAUGGUGUGUAAGAAGUUAAGAAUGGAUUUGGGAUGCUUUCUGUGUACAUUCUUCUCUGCAAUACUGAAAAAUUGUCCUUAGUUUCGUAGAACAAUGUCUUUUCUCCAGCUCUUCCACAGGGCAGUUGUUGCUUCUUAACUCAGUUCUGUAUGUGUUCAACAUUUUUGAAUACAUUAAAAGAAGUAACCAACCAAAUGAAAAAGCAUGGUUUUUGAAUUAAAUCAAAGGAAAUAAAAAUACAAAUUUUAUUUUAGUUAGCACUAGAGUCUUAGUAAAAGGAUGCCAAUUAGUAAACAAACCCCUUCAGUUACAUAACAAGGCUUUUAAAUAAAUGUUUCUGUCCUCACCUUCAAAUAUAUUUAUAUUGUCAGUUAUUUACUUAAAAUUACAUUUCUAAUUUACAGUUCCCCUUUGCACUUACAGUAAACCACCAACGGGAUAGCCUUGAGAAUGUUAAAUAAAGCAAAGUGAUAUAUUUGUUUAUGAAAUGCUGUGUAAUAGAAAAAUAGCAAUUUUAAAUCUUUUCCAUAUUAACAUACUUUUAACAAUCUAGUGAGUUUUGUAAAUGAGAGUAGGGUUUGAUGUACUCAAGGAAAGUAAUAUUCUUAAGACACAUUUGAAUGUCUGAUAUCCUGUAAUAUUUGGAUCCUCAUUCUUGCAGAAAUGUUUUUUGUUGUGUUAUAUUCUAAAAAGAAUAGUUAUACUUUAGCUUUCUAAAAUGCUGUCUAGCCUUUGUUGUUUUACAAAGGGGUCGCCUGUUUGAACUCCUGACUGUUACAGUCUGUGUGUGUCAUACUUUAUUUUCAGUGUCACUGUUAACUGCUAAUUAUUCAUUCAUAAGACUGGUAAAUGUAGUCAUUACCCUUUUAAAGAUUGGAGCCUGAUGUAAUUAAUGUUAGAUUAUAAUUUCUCAUUUGAGAAGGAAAUUACUUUUUUUUAAAAAAGUUACAAAAUUAUGUGUUCUGUUUAGUCAUGGGUUAUUUAAGAAAGUUUAGGUUUUCUUUUU